GCAAUCUCUUUACAAAGUCCCACCUGCAAUUGCUCGCCAAACAGACACUGCAGCGUCACUUCUCCGCAAAAGACGGCACUCCGCAUCGCGCAUGGCCAUCUCCGAUCCAAGGACUAUGUCGUCGCCGUUAAAGAAACAGCAUGAGAUAGAGGUCGUGGCCGAUAGGGUGCUCAAGAGGGUUGAAAUCAGUCGGAUGGUCAGAAGACUCCAGAACCGCCUUGCCCUAGCUCAGUUCAAGACAAAACAUGGCCUCGAAGACCUUACCCUCGACAGCAUCGAGCCCAGGUUCGAAAAAGAGCUGCGCCGAAGCAGGCUCCCCGACGGCGAUAUCCUGUCCGAUUCUUCCUCCAGCGCUUCCGAUCUUCCAUACCCCACACGAGGCCUGAUGAGCUCACCACUCAAGGCUCCCGUCUUCUCUGAUGCCAUCGGAUCCAGCAACGGCAGCUCAGGUCAUCGCAAGCGCUCGUAUCUGGCAUCCUUCGAGUACGACCAAAACAUGUCGAGUCCGAGCAAGAGGUUCCGCCAGUCACCCACCGCUCACCGUUCCUUCACGUAUGGCAGCCACCCCUCCUGGAAAGACCAUCACGACUUGGCCCAGUCAUCGCCCAUGAAACCUCAGCGGCAACGGCAUUUUACUACCUCGACAGGCCCCAACGUGGCCUUGUUUGAUACCUCGAGACAAAUGAGCAAUGUUCUGGCCUCGCCCGGCUACGGUGCCAAUCCCUCGGACGAUGAAGACGAUCCCCCCGUACAUUCGUUUGCGCGCUCCCACGUGCGGGUAUCGCCGCCAAGGACGCCGCCCAUGCGCACUCGUAACGUCCUCGGCGGAAGAAAGAAGGAAAAUAAACCACCCUUGCCCACCAUUCGAAAACCUCUGGGGACGAAUACAUCGAUGGGAGGUCAGCAAACCCAAGAAAAGACAAAUGAGGAGGGUGCGGAUUUGCUUCUCUAUCUGGCAGCCUCGCCGUCUCCGGCCCGUCCGACCAAGAGACGAUUCGACAGUAACAAUCAUGUUACCCACAACCACCACCUCCUGAUGGAGCCUCCAUCGACUCCACCGCCCAAGCACUUGGGCCUUCUGAGCAGCAACAGGUUGGCGUUGCCCUCGUCCAUGAUGACCACACCUGGGGGCGGAAAUCCGUUCCCCAACACUCCUGGCCUUGGCUUCGACUUUUCUGACUUCGUUCACAUGACGCCUAGUCCGGCGCAGAAGCCUUGGAAGACGCCAAUUGCUAAGACGCCGCUUAGCGUUUCACGAAGGCGUCUCACGUUUGAUGAAUAGUCUUGAUGUUUACGAAUCUCUUUUUAUCCGGUCUUCUCUUGGUUUCCUUUCUGCCAUGGUCCGAUUCCCCACUUUUGUUUCACGAAAAAAAUACCAUUACAUCACAUGUUGGGUCAUCUACGCUCUUGAUAGCAUAGUCCUCCUUGGUUGGUUCGAUGCGAUACCUCUUGGGAAUGCCCGGCGAAUGCUUCUCUUUCUCGAUUAUUUGUUUCUUUUCU
Molecule: messenger RNA, 1500 nt
Organism: Neurospora tetraspora
Lineage: Eukaryota; Fungi; Ascomycota; Sordariomycetes; Sordariales; Sordariaceae
Exons: 2
Coding region: 92-1282 (396 amino acids)
Source: RefSeq, a predicted model, not a curated record